This is a messenger RNA of Eublepharis macularius, 866 nucleotides long. RefSeq names its product zinc finger protein 263-like. NCBI's taxonomy places the organism in Eukaryota, Metazoa, Chordata, Lepidosauria, Squamata, Eublepharidae. The transcript has 5 exons. The record is from RefSeq and is a predicted model, not a curated record. Bases 96 to 866 code for a protein of 256 amino acids.
CCCCUCUCCCUCAUCCCAAGGGUGGGUGGGGGGAAAGGAGACAUUGAUUUUCCUAUAGAGGAACUGGGACGCCUCUAGUUGGAUCAACGAAGAACAUGUCAAAAGCAGGAGGGGAUUGCUGGGCCUUAUCGGAGGCAGCUCUGGAGCAGGGGUUGAAAACAGAAGAGAAAGAAUCUUGCCUUGGAGCAUCCCAAGGGCCUGUUGCGAUCCAAGCUGGAAGAAGUGGGGGAAUCUGUGAAAGAAGCAUGCAGACGUUUCCGGAAGAGGACACCGUCAGCGCCAACGCACAGUGCCUGCAGUUCCGGCAGUUCCCCUAUCAGGAGGCCAAAGGGCCCCGUGAGGUUUGCAAACAUCUCCACAAUCUUUGCCACCAGUGGCUGAAGCCAGAACAACACACGAAGAAAGAGAUGCUGGACCUGGUGAUCCUGGAGCAGUUUCUGGUUAUCCUACCCUCGGAGAUCCAGAGCUGGGUCCAAGAAUGCAGGCCAGACACCUGUUCCCAGGCGGUGGCCCUGGCAGAAGGCUUCCUCCAGAAGCAGGCCGAGGGGAAGAAGCAAGAAGAGCAGGGGCCUUUAUCAGACACGACCGCAGCUCAUUCCCCCAAGAUGGAGAACGCUCAGUCAGAAAGCAGCCUGAGGCCACCGUUGAGGUGGGUCGUGGAAGAGGGUGACCAAGAUGCAGUUGUCUCACUGGGUGAUGGGCCAGCUUUAAGCCCUGAAUUUUCUGCUCAUUGUGAUGGAGUUGAGACUGCCUUGGUGCAGCCAGAACAGGCAGGGACUGCCAUGGAUUUUCAUUUGGGAGCCUGCAGGAGAAAUUUCAAGACAGUAGCUGCCACUACAGCAAAAGGAUCUUCAUUGUAUGACUGA